UAUUAAUUUAGAAAUGAUGUUGAUUUAUUCAAUGUUGGCGCUGAGCGUUUUGAGCCAUGUGUAUGGAGAUAUUCCUUUCCACACUAAACUGACAGGUACACGUUAUGCUUUCUUUUUACUAAAAAAAUAAUAACGUUCUAGCGGAGUCUGUUCGUGAUAUACAAUACUAACGCCCGUAUUCUAAAAGCCCACUCAUACUCACACUCAAUGAGUGGAAGUUCAAUCUGAGCUUCUCUCAAGUGUCAUUGCUGUUUUUGAAUAGCUGGAGGGUGGGUAGUCACAUAGUAAGGUAUGACACUAGCUUUCCAGCUAUUCAAAAACAGCAAUGACAAUCCGAAGAUUGAUUGAUAAUUAAAAUCCCAAUUCAGUCAGUUCCGCGUCCGAAGAAUUUUAAUCCGAUUCGGAACCAAUCCAAGAGCAAGCAUGCAGUCAUGCCAUGCCGGCUUGAUCUGAUCCGACGAAAUACGAAUAAAAAGUUUGCACUGUACAAUCAAUUGAUAUUUUGAUUCCAAUUGACAUUUUUACUUCCUUACGACGCAGCACAGAAACUCAUUCUGGAUAUAACACGGCAGAAAACGUCUACACAUCCGUAAACCAUACUAAAAACUGCCUUGUGAAUGUGGUGUCAAGCGUUCCGAAGGUUGUAAAAAACGCAAGAUCUUUUAAUUGUGGGAUAGGUAAUAGGACCUUUACAUGUGUCUUGGACCUGUGGACCGUAUUGUAUGUAAAUUUAUUACAUGGAAAUUAAUAAGUGUGAUUUGAUGAUGCACAUAAUCAAAAACUUUAGGUUAAUCAAUAAAGAAAAGUCUUUUUAAUUUAAAAUAUACACAACGAUCAACUUCAAAGCUGUUAUAAGCGAACAAUACAUUAAUUAAUAGUUCAACCAAACCUACCUUCGUUAACGUGGGCGCCUUUACUCCAUUCUUUUAGUAUUUCUUUCGUGUUUAUUUUCUUAUUAAAAAGCUUUUGAAAGUCACAAAAUUUUGCAAAAAUGAAAUGUAUUUGCAAGAAAUCAUCAUUCGUCAAUCAUCAAAUCAAGAAAUGUUUGCUAUUCAGUCGCUGUCGUCAUGCAGUCGUUAUAAUGCAAACUUUGAAUUUGACUAAUCAUUGUCCGCUAUUCAUGAUAGUCCGCCAUGUUUUGAGAUCAGUGAGGAUGACCACCCACCGAAAUUUCGUUGGUGACCCAGGCCCGCGGUCAUAGAUGAACAUGAGACUUCGCAAAUGUUUUCGUUCGCCCCGGAUGUAAAUAGCCGGGCGGAAUUUUAGUACACUCGCCCCGGGCUCACGCCCGGAACCUGCAGGAGCAAUGUAUCAUUUUCUCUUUUUCAGGAAAUUUUCCAGGAUAACAACAGUUACCCUGGCACAACUAAUUUGGUACCCAACUGCAGCCAUGCAUUGUGCCAGCUCUGUUGGGGGUAUAUAGGUCCAUUAUAUUAGUUAUUUUAUUCUUUCACUUUUCAGUUGUUCUGCCCUUUAAUUUGAAUGGUACAAUUUUUACAGGUGUAUCUGUCAGGUUACAAGGACCAUCAAGUUCCAAUGGUGCAGGUCGAGUGGAAGUAUUCUACAAUGGAAGAUGGGGAACAGUAUGUGAUGGUGGUUGGGAUAUAAAUGAUGCUACGGUUGUAUGUCGUCAACUGGGAUUUAUAUCAGCUGUUAGAGCUCUUCAAGGUAGCAAUGUUCCCGAUGGAACUGGCCAGAUAUGGUUGGAUGAUGUUUCUUGUACUGGACAUGAACAAAAUUUAGCCAAUUGUUCUAACAAGGGAUGGGGAGUUUAUAAUUGCGCGCAUUCUGAGGACGCAGGAGUCGAAUGCUAUCCAACCGGUAAAAUUGCAGUAAUAUUUCCGAGCGUAGGCAAGCGACGUUUUUGUCAACACAGACGUUAUUAAAAUCUGAGUUUGUAUCAGUUUGUGGUAAUCUUCAACACAAAACAUAAAAGAUUUUUACGUCCGUGUUGAGUAAAACGUCGCUUGCUUAAGCUCACAAAUUAACUUUAACCACUCGCAUUAAACUAUGGCACUCCCAAUUUUCACUUCAUUUUUGACUUUUGUAAUAUAUGUCUGCAUUUGAACAGAGCAAAAUAAUAAAGUUGGGUGUCGCGUGGCUUGUUGCCACUUGAAGAGUUAGCCAUUCGAAAUGAUAUAUGUAAUUAUACUACCACAGAGAAUAAUUGGCAAUAAUACACGUAAUUACUACCACAGUGAGUGAAACAAAUUAACUUUCGAAAAGGUAUGAAACAAAUGUUUAUUUAUCUUUUUUUCUUCGUAUGAUUAUUCAAUAUAGAUGUGGAUGAAUGUUCCCCAGGACUGGACAACUGUGCUAAUAAUUCCCAAUGUAUUAACACCAAUGGGAGUUUUUUGUGCAGAUGUAACCAUGGUUACUCGGGAAAUGGUGUAUUUUGCUCUG
Paramuricea clavata is the source of this 2403-nucleotide messenger RNA. Lineage: Eukaryota; Metazoa; Cnidaria; Anthozoa; Malacalcyonacea; Plexauridae. The record is from the annotation of a GenBank genome assembly.